This is a messenger RNA of Candidula unifasciata, 9531 nucleotides long. The record is from the annotation of a GenBank genome assembly. NCBI's taxonomy places the organism in Eukaryota, Metazoa, Mollusca, Gastropoda, Stylommatophora, Geomitridae.
AUGCCAGCACCUGGUAGUGGAUUUUGCUUAGGUCUCAGGAUGGAUGGCAAUGACAACAUUGCCCCUGCAACCGUUUCCACACUCCCUCUUCACUCAGGUAGAGCCAGGACAUGGCAGCGACAUUCAGCUGUCCCUGUUAGAAACGGGGUCAAGUCCGUACACCUGGACAAUGACAAAGGGGGCGGCACUACUGGAGAGUUCAGCUCUCAUGACAUUACAGGUACUGUACACAUUAAGGCAAAUAACGCAAAGCCUCUCCAGAAUCAACCUCUGACCUUAGCCAUGGAGCCAGGCCCCGUUAUAAAAAUGGGCACAGGGGCGUUGGUUCAGCGAAAAGGAGGGGACACAAAUAAUAGAAAGGAAGUAUCGCCUAAGCAAGAGUUAAAGUCCCCAAUCUCUUCUCUGGCAAGGGAGCAAGCGGUGGCAGUAGGGUCAAUCUCUGAGAGUCAUGGGAAGAGUGAGACCUCUUACAUCCAGCCCAAAUUGAAAAACCUUCAUAGUUCUUCGGACAUUGCCUCGAAACAUGUCGAUACUACGCUGGAAUCUAGGGUCCAUGGGGAGCAUGGGGGUACUGUAGCUGCAGGUGACAGAACUGGCAAGAAACAGAAUGCAUCUAGAAGCCCACGUUUAGCUCGGAAAGCGGUAUCUGGUGUGAAAUACAACAAUUUGCCAGUUGUUUUCAAGAAACCUUCAACUUCGUCCUCGUCCUCAUCAUCAUCCUAUGAGGCAUAUAGCCCUAAACGAAUGAAACCUGGCCGAGAGGAAGAUUCCAAACACUUUGACAGAAUAAAAUUUACCAGUCAUUCUUCAGCCCACCUUCAUCUGACUUCCUGGAAAGACCUUUCUCCAACAGAGUCCAAAACGGACGAUGCUUCUCAUGAUCCAAACAAUAGACGUUCUCGGCCGGAAAGUGGAUAUUUCUCCAACGAAGUCCACAGUGAGUCUCGGGAAGGGAUGGAUGGCUCAAUGUCUGAGGAAAGUGAUCAUGCUGGAACUAUCAAGCACCGACCAAAGAAAAAGGCUGAUGAGAAACUUGAGACAGAGACUAAGAUGAUUGAGGAUAAAGGCGGAGGAGAUAAUAUAGUCAGGGACACUCAGGUCCUUGAUGAUCAAAAGAGUCGUCAGCAGAUGCCUGUGCAGAUUCCCAAAUCUUCCAGAAGUUUGUGUUCCCAGAAGAGCUAUAGUAUGCCAGUGUCUGAGUUUGGCAGUGCAAGACCUCCUGAUCCUCACACAAAACAAACAACACUUAGUGAAGCACCAACUGUGGCUCUCGUAACAGACUCCCCAAAGAGGGAGUUUCACUCAGCCAAAGCUGAGAACUCUGAGUGGGUGGAUAGAAAAGAUCUGAGUUCUUUCACCAGUAUGGACAACAGUGAUAGUAUGGAGCACAGUCAGGAGCAGCCGGCCUCCCAGGAUGAUGGCUCUUCUAAUGGGUACUUCUUUGAUGAGGAUUUCAUUGUCCAGGUGGACGACAAGCUGCACACUUCUAUCGGAGUUAUUCUUCAAGGCUCAUGUGCAUUCAGUCUGGCUGACUCCUUGGCUCCAGGUUUUCAUAUGCAGGGGCCUCAUGAAAACAUUGCUGGCAAACAGCCUUUGCUGCCUCACUCCUUGAAUGAAAGUUGCUCUGAGUUUGGAAACCUCAGGGACUCAUUCUUACAGGACCAGAUCUUAUCUACAGACAGUCUAUCCCGACAUCUGGAGAGUACAGACGCUGAAAUAACAGCCACAACCAGUCUCAGUGGAAGUCGUUCAUCGGCCACAACCGCGGACAUCACCGUGAAAUGUGAACCACACAAAGAUGCUUACUUUCUCUCCUUUGACGGAGGCUCACAAGGCAAGUUUUCUACAACUGAAAGCGAAUCCUCGUAUGUUUCCCAGGCAUCUUCACAAGCUGAUAAAUUAGGGAGCCACUCUGUCAGCUCUGGAGCAGACGCAGAGGAUGAGCACUCUAGCAGUUUCCAGUUUGCCAAUGUCCCACCCAGAGCAGCAGCUGCUUCCUCAGUGGCUAGCAGCGCCGACAGCUGCACAGCUGCUGCCAUCAACGAGGAUCAGGGCGAUGUCAAGGGGCGUAACUGUUUCUACACCUGGAACAUGAAGGGGAGUCGGUAUCCAGGCAGGAUUUGUUUGGAGGCCCUUCAGGAAUACCUCUCCCAGUCGUCGGGCUCCAAAGGCUCUCUGUCACAGAGUGCCGGCUCCCACAAGUUGUCUCCCAUGUGUGCUGCCCUCCUGUCUAGUGGAGAACUGGAGAAACAUUGUGCACCCAAACCUCCUAGUGGGUCCUUCAUCAAAAGAAGUGGGAACCUGACCACCUGGAAGCAGAUCAGAAAUCUGCGAAAUCUAGGCAAGACCAGAGACUUGAAUGUUGAGAAGUCAAAAUCUCUACCAGAGUUGACCACGAACAGGGCAGUAACUGACACCGAGCCAGACACAGAUGAUGCUGAGCAAAGCUUCCACCAGCAACGGCAUUCAUGUUAUAUCCUGGACCUUUAUCAGCGGCUGAGGACCCAGUCGAACCCACCUUCCCCUGACACUCUGGCCCAGAUUGAUAAGAUCCUGCUUCGAGAGGGCUUCUUGAAAGAGGCAGGGGAUUGUGACCAACAGCAACAGCAGAAGAGCUGUUGUCAUAGCACCAAUGCCUCCUGCGACUCUGCUUGUUCUUCUGGUCACUACCCAUUUUACAACAUGUGUGUGCAGCGCAGUGACAUUCUACAAAAGCAUGCCCAACUCCGAGCGGAGAUGGAGAUGAGGCAGAAGCUACAGUUGGACCUGCAGAACACAUCGGCCAGCGGCAACAUGAAGUCAGGCUGUACUCAGACCCUACGUUCCCUGCGGAUGAUGACCUCCAAGGAGACUGACAUGUCACCAAGCACUGUCACAUUGUGGCUGGGAACCAAGAAUUUUUCAUCUCAGUUCCCCACCAAGACUCAAGACUGUGGUCUGCAGACAUCCAUAGAUGACCCUUCCGACCUCCAGCUUUAUCACCAGUCCCAGCAAACAUCCCCGUACACUCCGGAGAAGGACCUGUUUUCCCUCUUGUACGAAGUGUGUGAACGCUACAGCAAGGAGGCUGGACCUAAUGCUGACCCACACAAGGACAUGGCUUCUGAUGGUGAUGUUGGUCAAGGAAUCGGCCAGGCAGAUUAUGGAUUUAGAAACACCAGAGUUAGGGAUAAUACUUUGUCUUCCAACCAAGAUGAAGCUGGAGGAGAGGACUAUGAUCAUGGGCAUGUCAGAAGUUCAGCGAGGCUGCCAGAGAAAGGUGUAUCAGCUAAUCUAAUGCAUAGAGCUGCUUCAGCUAGUGAUUGCCAGAAACUCAAGAUGCGAGAAUCACACCUGUACAGAACUGCCAGUUUGUCUCCCUCACGGAUGGGGAUGAAUACAUAUUAUACGUACCAUUCUCUACCAGAUUUGAGUUUCUUGAAGGAGAAAAGAAAAUCCACUGUCCACGAUGAGUGCAGGGAGCGGUCAUAUGAUCAGAAUCGACCCCAUUCUCCGGAAUCAUCCCUGUUUGAUCCUGUGAAAAUACCCAUAAUCCUGAGUCCGAUUGUCGAUGUUGAGCUUCCGUGUUCUCACUCAUGCAGUCCUUGCCAUUCACACAAUUGCUCCCCCAACCAUACUCGUAAUUGCUCCCCAAGUCAUUCCCAUUCUUGCUCUCCGAGUCAUUCUCGUACAUGCUCUCCGAGCCAUUCACACUCUUGCUCUCCAAACCAUUCUCGAAAUUGCUCCCCCAGUCACUCACACUCCCCAAGUCACUCACACUCUUGCUCCCCUGUACGUCGACAGACCACAUCAUGCUGUGUAUGUCCCUGUUCCCACAGAAGUCAAAGUUCUCCUCCCUCAAAAGGUUCCCCGGAGUUGUCCAGAAAGUCCAAAUCCUUCACCGGGGUUGUCCCAGCCUGCCGAAACCAUACCCAAACCUCCCAUGUUUGUUACCUACAUCACCUCAGUGAUCCAGUCUCCAAACUGCAUGUUGCUGACCACACUGCCACGCCCAUAAGGAGGUGUGCCACAGUCGGGCAGAUGCCUUGUGGCAUAAUGAAGAAAGAACAAUAUCAGAUGGAGAAACCACGCUCGGUCAGCUGCGACAUUAUCAAAGACCACUUCAAGGGGAAUUCUGUGGAAAGGACUGCAGUGAAUCCCCCAGAGAGAGGUGGGCAUGUAGUACACAAACCAAUAGUUACACAGGGAACACACAGGACCAAGCCAUUGUCUCAGUCUCCGUGCUGCUCACGGCUUCAGAAACCAGCACAGGCCAUGCAGAUUGCCAGUUCUGAGACAUGCAUAUCUGAGGACUGUGACAAGACUGGUCAAUGUGCUGAAGUACGAUUGAUCAAGAGAAGGGAGAAUUUGCAUCCUGCCGCUUUUGGCAAAGUUAGUGAUGCUCACAAUGAGUAUGUGAGUGAAGCUAAUACUGGAUCCUACCGUGGAGAUAGAAGUGAGAGCGGUGGCAGUGGGGGUUUCACGCCCAGUGAGGCUAAUACUGGAUCCUACCGUGGAGAUAGAAGUGAGAGCGGUGGCAGUGGGGGUUUCACGCCCAGUGAGGCUAAUACUGGAUCCUACCGUGGAGAUAGAAGUGAGAGCGGUGGCAGUGGGGGUUUCACGCCCAGUGAGGCUAAUACUGGAUCCUACCGUGGAGAUAGAAGUGAGAGCGGUGGCAGUGGGGGUUUCACGCCCAGUGAGGCUAACAGUACAGCUGCUGCCAUCGGGAGUAGUUGUUGUGGUAGUACCAGCAGUGGAACAGAGAAUGGGAACAACCUGUGUGGCAAGUCAGCAUCUUCAACCACCUCGUCAUCAUCAUCUUCAUCUAGAAAAGUGACCAGUGGCCAGUAUGUGGUCAGUUGUUUCUCUUCCACUUCUGCAUCAUCCAUAGUCAGUGACCAGAAGAGUUCCAUUUCAACCUUGGACUCCAAGAGCCAGGAUAGUGACCAGAAAUUUGAGGUAGUCCCAAAGUCCAGGAGGGAUUUUUAUCACAUUAACAACAAAAAUAAUGUAAUGACUAAUGUUAGCAAUAAUGUUAACAACAGGAAAGAUAUUAAAGAAGUCAGUUGUGAAACUGCCAAGCCGAAUGGGACUGUAGUUGAAGAAAAGAACAGAUCUGUCAGUAAAGACAACAGCUUGCCUGGUUCCUCUGCAUCAUCAUCAUACGCCACUGUUGCCAAACCUAAUGUAGCAGAUAAAGGAAUGGGCAUUCCUGAGCAAACAGUUGCCAGAAGAGGAAAUGAGGAUGUUAAGAUCAGCAAAGGUAAUUUGGAGAAAGGGGACAUGGGAGUGGGGUGCCAUGAGCUUUGUACUGAACUUGAUGAAGACAAUGUGGUUGGUAUAGAUGAAGAUGUUGAUGGAUCUGGUGAUUUAGGGUGCCUUGAGGAUUGUGAAUGUGGGACAGAAGACAUCCUAGAUGAAUCUGAAGAAGAUUGUCAGAAUCACAUUGGGCUGCAGACUGCUUCUCCAUUGUGCUGUGACUUUGAUGGAAAAGGAGAAUGCAGUGAUGGAUGUAUACAUGCAGAUGGUGAGGAGGCUAAUGCUCUGGGCAUCAUGCCGGAGGAGUUGGAGCAAAUCCUUUUUCAGCCACCACAUAUGGAAAGUUGCCUGGGGCGGCAGCGGACGAGAAAGAGGCAGAGAAAUAGCAAUGCUGCCACUGGCGGCAGUGAUGGGAUGUGUAGUUUAGAGAAGCUGGAGUGUACAGUGGAAACAAUGGUGGAGUUGGAGGUGAAUAAUCCACCAGAUAUAAUUGAUCAACUGCAGAUUUUUAACUCUCAUGGAGACAUGAAAACUUCUGCUAGUGGGAAUGCAUUACUGGCCAAGCAGAAAAGGGUUAAAACAGACCAGAUCAUGCUGAACGAAGCCAGUGGUAAACAUUAUGAAAAGAAUUAUCAGACAGCAACAGCUGCUGCUGGAUCUAGUCAGGUCAGAAUGAGGAAAGUUGAUAAAGAUUCUGUGAUGAUACAGGAGCGGGGCAGCAGAUCUGACAGACGGGACCACAGACGAAGAUGGAGCACUGGCUCCUCACUGGGCUCCCAGCUGGAUGAUGAUGUGCACUGUCAUGAGAAAGAUUGUGAACAUGGCUUGGUCUGCUCUCACUCGUCUUACGAGGACUUCCUGCCCCAGCACAGCAGCAGUUUGUGCCAUGAUGGGUGGCAUACGACGACAAUGUUGGAGAGCCAGGCCAGCUCCAGGCACCACCAUGGACCUGGCUGUACUGGCCGCCACUCUGUUGCUUGCGAUGGGACCUUGCCCUUGCUGAUGGGGACAGAUGGAUGUCCCUUACAUAACACAGCUGAUGCUUGGUGUACUGUUGUUUCAGAAAUGGUUCAGAGGAGAAGGUUCAAACAAAAGAGUCAUGAUUGUUCCUACUCAUCCACCUUAGCUGCACAGGGCUCCACAACAUCCUCUAUCUCGUCAACAACUUCUGACGAGUCGGCCCGUCUAAGGAGAGUCAGCUUUGCCUCGGAAGUCUCAUUUCAUUCGCCCCAACAGUCUCCGCACUGCUCACCAAAGAAACAAACUGAGAACACUCAGAAGAGCAGGCAGGCUGAAACCAUAGAACUGUCAGGCGAGACUCUGACUUCAUGUGCUCUUGAAGGAGGGAAGAAGAGCUCAUCUCCGGGGAAAACCAGCAUCAAAAGACCAAGAGAACCGGCAGGUCCUCCAGCAGCAGAGACUGUUGUGGAACCGGAGGCUAUACUUCUGGAAAGGAACAAUGUUUUGUUGUUGACAGGGAUCUGCCAGGCUGCCGACUCCAUGCUCAAACAUUUUGCUCAAGCUAAGGACCCUUUUGAGAAGUUGAGACUGGGGAGCUCCGUGGAUACCCCAGAGGUGGCAGCACUGGUGUACUGUGAGCUAUGCCCAGCUGUGGAGAGAGUCAUCGCCCAUGGCAUGAGGGAUUUUGAGACUGGUGUCCACAUUUUUGGCAAGGUGAAACUCUCGCCCUGGAGGCUGGCUGAAAUGACUGCUGAAUUAGGUGAGUCAAUUUUUGUGAACAUACACAAUCUGAUGUUGUUACCAGGUCCCUACACGCGGCCGCUGCAUGACCUGGCCAAGAGUUUGAGGCAGAAGCAGAGUCUGGUUUCCAGCAGGCACAGAUUCUAUGCCUUUGUGGCAGGAUUGCUCAAUCUUAGACUGCUCGAUUUCUGGCUGGGCUACAUCCGCUGUAAAGAGAACCUUAUGCUGAGAGUCUACUUUGAAGAUGCUUGUCUGCGAGCCAGUCUGAAGGGUACACUGGAGCAGUCUUACAGUAACAUGUUGCUGACCCUUCGACCGUUGGCUGUCCUGCCGUUCCAGCUGGACUUUGCCCCAGUGACCACACUUGUCAUGAGUGACAGUAUAACAAUGACAGCAUCCAUGUCCAACAUGGAGCAUUUCAGUUCAAAAGCUUUGAUCUGUCUGUUUAUAUACAUUAUUAUUAUUAUUAUUAACAUGGUUAUCUUGUUUUUUCCUCAGGGCACACCAGUCAGAGAGUUGAACCACCUUGGUGCAUUCAAGAGUAGUGCUGGGCUUGUAGAAGGAAGCUUCACUGAAGGCGUCAACCAGCAGACAGGAACAUCAGCCCCAUUGUCAGUUACAGCCAAGGGCAAGGGUACAUCUUCACCAUCCGCAGGCAGCUCUGCCUGGAAAUGGUUCAAGAAUCCCUCCAUUUCAAAUGCUCUAGCUUCUGUCGCUGCCAAGAUUACUACAGGAGGAGGACCUUCAUCCAAGACAAAUCUAGAUGAAGAGAAGACAGUCUCAGAUGGGGAGAAGAAAGAGGGUGAAGCCAAGGACAAUAGGGAAAUAGAGAAGCAGAAUACUGAUGCUGGUCGACAGAAUAACAAUGAGAGUAAAGGAUCGUCAGGGUAUAUUGAAGUGCCAGCCGAUAUGUCUCUUCCAGCUGUUGUCAGGGAUCAUAGCAGCCCAGUAGAGAGGCUGGGGAUCUGUGAAACUUCAGAUCUCUUUAUUCUAGAAGAGGGGACCAGUUAUAGCUGUGUUAGUGCCGACACAUUGUCUCAGAUAAACCUGGUCAAACAUGAAAUGGCUAAUGAUCACGAUAGCAAGAAGAACCUGUUAAAGCUGCAAAGGGAGACACUAGAGCUAUCUAAGGGAUUGUGUCAGUAUGGGGGUGAGUUGUUCAGCUUGGACAGAGGCAUUACAAAUGAAAAUUAUAGAGAUUAUGAUGCUUCUGAGAGUGGUCCAAAUAGGGGGGAUGGUGUGAUUAAGACGAGUGGCCCGGUAGUUGGAAAAUGUGAAGCUCAGCAGAGAGAUGGUAUGCUGGGAAAUGGGGAUGCCAGCAGGGGUUGUGGACAGAAAGUCAGCCUUGAGAGGGAUCUUGCUGGCGGUGAUGGUAACUCAGGAAAAUAUAUUGUAGAUUGUUUUACUGGAGAAACAGAAGCCAAGGGAGAUCAUUCUGAAAGUUCUGGGAUGAGUCAGCUGAAAACAAUGGGAAAGGAGGCUUUUACACUUGCAGCAGAAAAUAAGACACUGGGACUGCCACAGGGCAAACAUCAAGUUUCAGGUUUGACUGAAUCAAAGUCUCAGGGGCAGACACAAGGCAGAGAUCAGGUUUUAGGCUCAACAGAAGCCAAGCCUGAUGCCAAAGGUCAGCUUUCAGGUCUAAUUAAAGCCACAUCUCAGGUGCAGACACAAGGCAGUGAAUCGGUUUUAGAUUUACCUGAAGUUAAGCCUAAAACUGGUGGCGGUGGGCAGAGUCCGAAGCCUGCUGUGAAAUCUCAAGUUCAGCCUCAGAAAAAGUCACCUAGAUCUGGCUUUAGUUUAUUGUCCUUCUUUGACAGAAUACUUCUACCUCACGAUAAGAACAAGCACACGGGAGAGAAGGCUGCUAACAAGAACAGUGAUGAUGCAGAAGAGAAAAUUGACGAUAGUGAAAGAGUUGCCAGUGAAAGCAACGGUGAUACCAAAGUAGUUAUUACAGGUGAAACAGAGCUUUCACCCUCUGUUCCACACAGCCUGUCAGCCUCUCCAAAACCUGAUCUUGUCACAGAUCAGCCUGAGUCAGUCAUGGACAGUUCAGAGGUUGUACCUCAAGUUCCUGACAACUCAGAUCUGAACAAGAAAAACGAGGAGGAGGGGGAGGAGCCAACCAGUAGAAUCGCAUCUGUUUUCUUGAAAUCAAAGGCACAGAAUCUGGACACAGAACAGAUUAUUCAGGAAGAGAAGGUAAUCACUUGUAAGAUCAUAACCACAGCCGGGGCUGUGAGAAACACAAGUGCUGAACUCUUUCCUAAAUCAAGGCCAGCCUCCGCAUUUGUGGAUCGAGAAAUUGACCGUUCUGAUGCUGGAGAAAGCCAGACUGGCGCCAGACCUAAAUCUAUGUAUGAUAUUCCCAGCUGCGACUUCCUUUCUGGACAGAGCGAGGAUAGUAGCACCAGCCAUGUCCUAAAUAAGGACUCUGUGGAUGAUGUACUGAGCUAUGUUCAUUCAAGUUUCUGUCACAAAAAUGUAGAUUUAAAUAACGCAGACACAUUAAUUUUUUACAUUUUUUCCUCUCGUGCAUCUCUUGAGGAUAAAUAUGUAAGUUGUUUCUUUGCAAAGUUAUUUUGCUGA